UGUGCCCCGAACUGCAUCAGCCUCCCUGUCACCUCGUUAUGGGGGCCAUUACGUGGUCAUCUCACCGCGCCUCUGCCACCAUCCGUCCUCAAUAAUUACGCCUCGCAACUGGCCUCAUCGAUACUACACGUCCGCAAGGUCUCGGUCACGGUGGUCGUGAACCAUGUUGCCGCAAUGGAUAUCAAGACACUCCUACUCUCCCGUACUGUCUUCUGACGAUUCCGAAGCACCCCUCAAACCAUCCAUGAAUUGGACCAACUGGCUCGCGCCGCGGAGGGUACGGACUGCCUUGGUUUUGGCUUUGCUUUUGGCUUUGGUCUUCGUUGUGUCGCGAUUCUCCACGUUGCCCGAACGCCUCCAUGGCUUCGUCCCCACGAACAACCAGACGAGCACUCCUUUCAUGCAACAAGAGCAGUGUAACUGCUCCAGUCCAGAGCCGGAGCCAGUGAACACUGCCACAGAGCCCGCAGUGCGCUGGUCUGAUUUCGCAUAUGUGCAAUAUGUGACGAACGAGAACUACCUCUGCAACUCCCUCAUGAUUCUCGAAUCGUUGCACAGGCUCGGGGCCAAAGCAGACCGAAUGAUGAUGUAUCCGGAACAUUGGCAACCCGAUAAUGGCAGCGAUGCUAGUUACCCAAACAAGCUUCUGGCGCAAGCAAAGGACCUCUACGGCACUAAACUUGUGCCAAUCAAAGUAAAGAAAGUUGAGAAUUCGGAUGACCCAACGUGGGAGGAUAGUUACACGAAGUUGCUAGCUUUCAACCAGACGCAGUACAAACGUGUGAUUUCCCUGGACUCGGACGCAACUGUUCGUCAACACAUGGACGAGCUCUUCCUCCUACCCUCCGCUCCCGUCGCUAUGCCCCGCGCUUACUGGAUGGACCAUUUCUUCCUUUCGAGCCAACUCAUCGUCAUCGAGCCGUCAGAAUUCGAGUGGAAGCGAGUUGAGGAUGCAAUGAACCACCUCGAGGGCCACGAUUACGAUAUGGAUAUACUGAACAAAAUGUACGACAAGUCGUGCCUCGUCAUACCACACCGAAGAUACGACCUGUUGACAGGGGAGUUCAAGGGGACUAGCCAUGAAAAUUAUCUGGGUUCGAAGGAGCCGUGGGAUGCGCGGAAAGCGCUCGAAGAAGCGAAGUUCGUCCAUUUCUCGGACUGGCCACUGCCGAAACCGUGGCUCAAGCCUAAGCCCGAUGUUUGGGAGAAGCACCAGCCGAAGUGUGUAGGAGAGGGAGAACAGCAGGAUUGCUCAGGUCGCGAUGUUUGGCUUCAGAUUCGGGACGACUUUUCCGAACGACGGCAGCGAAUAUGCGGACAUAAGUGGGAUAACGCGCAGAACGAACGUCGGUCGAGUGUUCCUAGAACACCACAACGUCUAAAGUACGAACCGGUAUUUUCGUAGUCGGCGUAUAUGGUAUACAUUUAGAAAAAAGAAUACCUCAAAAGACGAUAUCAUCUCCUAAUAUGUAUUCGAGAUAGCUCAGGGUCGACAAACGCGACACGGUCAAUUACCUAGGACUGUAUCAGGCUUCCAACUAGGGAAACACAAGACGGACGCAUUAUUGGCGUUUUGAUUUGGGAGAUGCGCCUUCGGAUGAAGGCAUAAUGUGAAUGAACAUGUAGUUGGGAUUGGAAUUGGGCUUCAGCUCUGGUGUCGGGGCUUCUUUUCGGGGCGUAUUGUAUGAUACCUGUUGACUCCAUCUAUCAGCAGAGACGUCAGUUGAUUACACUAGGAACAUACCCUGUUUGCAUUUGCUUG
This is a messenger RNA of Lindgomyces ingoldianus, 1762 nucleotides long. Its product is annotated as nucleotide-diphospho-sugar transferase. Lineage: Eukaryota; Fungi; Ascomycota; Dothideomycetes; Pleosporales; Lindgomycetaceae. Gene Ontology annotation, molecular function: glycosyltransferase activity. The transcript is spliced from 3 exons. The record is from RefSeq and is a predicted model, not a curated record. Bases 164 to 1405 code for a protein of 413 amino acids.